This is a messenger RNA of Prosopis cineraria, 1919 nucleotides long. Its product is annotated as palmitoyl-acyl carrier protein thioesterase, chloroplastic-like. The transcript is spliced from 7 exons. The record is from RefSeq and is a predicted model, not a curated record. Gene Ontology annotation, molecular function: acyl carrier activity; fatty acyl-[ACP] hydrolase activity. The coding region runs from base 266 to 1522 and encodes 418 amino acids. NCBI's taxonomy places the organism in Eukaryota, Viridiplantae, Streptophyta, Magnoliopsida, Fabales, Fabaceae. Gene Ontology annotation, biological process: fatty acid biosynthetic process.
UCCAUACGCUGGCCCCAACAUCGCUCUCUCUCUCUUUAAAAGUUUGAAACUGAAUUAGCAGAGUAGUGAGUAGAUAAUCUUCGGGGGGUUGGACACGAGGAAGGAGAAAGGGAAGGAAUUGACAGAUUUUACAAUGACGCAUUAGCCCUUUUGUUUCUUCAUUUCUUCUUUCCUUCGUUUUCUUUUCAAAUUUGAUUUCGUCUUCUUUUGGGUGACCUUCUGUGUUUCUCUCAGCGUCGGGGUUGAGUAAGCCGUAGAAUUCAUUAUGGUGGCAACUGCUGCUACGUCGUCAUUCUUUCCUGUUACUCCACCAUCAUCGGACUCAGGUGCGAAGGCAGCCAAGCUUGGUGGCGGGCCUGUGAACCUGGGAGGACUCAAAUCAAAAUCCACAACUCAUGGUGGAUUGCAAGUUAAGGCAAAUGCCCAAGCCCCUACCAAGGUCAAUGGAUCCACGGUUACUACAUCUUUCGAAGGCACAAAGCGUGAGGAUGAUUUGCCAUCGCCUGCUCCAAGGACAUUCAUCAACCAGUUACCUGAUUGGAGUAUGCUUCUUGCUGCCAUCACAACAGUUUUCUUGGCUGCAGAGAAGCAGUGGAUGAUGCUUGAUUGGAAACCAAGGCGACCUGACAUGGCUUAUGAUCCCUUUGGAAUAGGAAGAAUUGUUCAGGAUGGUCUUGUGUUCCGUCAGAACUUUUCCAUCAGAUCAUAUGAAAUAGGUGCUGACCGAACUGCAUCUAUAGAGACAUUGAUGAACCAUCUGCAGGAAACUGCACUUAAUCAUGUAAAGACUGUUGGGCUUCUUGGUGAUGGCUUUGGUUCUACGCCUGAAAUGUGCAAGAAAAACCUAAUAUGGGUAGUUGCUAAGAUGCAGGUCGCAGUUGAUCGCUAUCCUACAUGGGGUGAUGUUGUUCAAGUAGACACUUGGGUUUCUGCAUCUGGAAAGAAUGGUUUGCGGCGUGAUUGGCUUGUGCGUGACUGCAAUGCUGGAGAAAUACUGACCAGAGCUUCCAGUGUUUGGGUUAUGAUGAAUAAACUGACAAGAAGGCUAUCUAAAAUUCCGGAAGAGGUCAAAGGGGAGAUUGGGACUUAUUUUGUGAAUUCUGAUCCAGUUUUGGAAGAGGAUAACAGAAAGCUAUCUAAGCUUGAUGACAACAUGGCAGAUUAUAUUCGAACUGGUUUGACUCCUCGAUGGAGUGAUUUAGAUGUCAAUCAGCAUGUUAACAAUGUGAAGUACAUUGGCUGGAUCCUGGAGAGUGCUCCACAGCGGAUCCUGGAGACUCAUGAGCUUUCUGCCAUGUCUUUGGAGUAUCGAAGGGAGUGCGGUAGAGACAGUGUCCUCGAAUCCCUCACUGCUGUCUCCGGUGCAGAUGCCGGCGAGUUAGCUCACAGUGGGGACAUUGAGUGCAAGCAUUAUCUUCGACUCGAGGAUGGUGCUGAGAUUGUGAGGGGAAGGACUGAGUGGAGGCCCAAACACGUGAACAAACUUGUUGCCAUGAAGGAGGCUCCAGCAACGAACACUUGACUUCUAUAAUGGUCAAUGGGUCAUCCUCUUCCUACCUCCUCUGGACAAUUCUUGCUUGUCUUUUCCCCAUCUUUCAUGUUCAUUUUAUGUGCCUUCUGCUUUGCCCCUUAGAAGGUUAUGGGGGAAAAGUGGAAACAGUCCCGUUCUCUCUGUAAUUAUCCUCCCUCCCUCCCUCCCUUCCUCUCCAUCAGUUUAAUGGUUCUGUUUGUUUAUUUAUCGUUAGACACCAUGGCACAUUUCAGCUGGGCUGUGUACAAUAUUUAUUGGUUUCAUUAUAUUCAGGAGGCAUGUAUGCAUGAAUGUAUGUAUAUUAUAAGAUUCUUUUGUUUAAGUAAAAAAAUUUGCUUGUGAAGAAAGCACAAUUAUUAUAAAUGUAUAUUCUGUUGUUGAAGAACGA